AUGAACCGCGUCAAAGCCGGUCGCAAAAAGGCCGAAGGGGGUGCAAGAUCGUUGAUCCCCUGUAUAGUCUUCCUCAUUUCCGCUGCGUGCGUCAUUUUGGUCAUUUCGUACACCGGCGCUAACGUCGCCACGAAAGCAUCAUCCGCGCAGCCCGGCGCAAAGAACCCGCGCGGAGGGGGGGAAAGCGCGGACGUCAUGGAGGAAGGCGGGGGGGAGGGGGAUGACGCGGGGGAAAUGUCGUUCGUAAAGGGUGGCGUAGGCGCGGCGCCAUUCCUGCCGGAUUUCGAUCUGAGCCGUCCAGUGGAGCACGGGCCGAAGGGGAAGCGGUUGAGUAAAGAGGAGCAGGAGUACGUGAGCGCGGAGGCGGAAUACCAGAUGCGUCUGGCGCGGCGGAACGAGCUGACAGGGGGCAAGCGCCCCGAGCCGCCGUUCCCGCGGUGGAAGCCGGGCAAGAUCAAGGAGGUGUUCCUCACGCCCACCUACCCCUGCAAGCGCGCCGAGCGCCUGGGGGGCACGGGGGCGGACGGAGAAGGCGGAAAGGUGAGGGGGGCGGACGAAGGGAGGGGCAAGGUGAAGGUGGUUGGUAGGUCUGAUCUGAGUGUGAUGGAUGAUGGUGAGAAGCAGCCCUGGGUGGGUGGGAAAGGCCUUGAUGGGAAGCCGGGCAAGAUCAAGGAGGUCUUCCUCACGCCCAUCUACCCCUGCAAGCACGCCGAGCGCCUGGGGGGCACGGGGGCGGACGGCGAGGGGGAAAGGGGCAGAUUUGGUGUUGAUGGGGUAACUCUACUGGUGGAGAAGGCCAAAUGGACGAUGGGUGUGCAACAUCCGGAAACUGAGAGGGGGAGGCAGGAGGCCUAUCGUGUUCCCAUGCCCUUAUCCCGUCCCGCCCUGCCCCUGUCCCCAUGCCCCUGUUCUCAUGCCCCUGUUCCCAUGCCCCUGUUCCCAUACCCCUGUUCCUAUGCCCCUGUUCCCCCUCACCCGCCCCUGUUCCCCCUCACCCGCCCCUGUUCCCCCUCACCCGCCCCUGUUCCCCCUCACCCGCCCCUGUUCCCCCUCACCCGCCCCUGUUCCCCCUCACCCGCCCCUGUUCCCCCUCACCCGCCCCUGUUCCCCCUCACCCGCCCCUGUUCCCCCUCACCCGCCCCUGUUCCCCCUCACCCGCCCCUGUUCCCCCUCACCCGCCCCUGUUCCCCCUCACCCGCCCUUGUUCCCCCUCACCCGCCCCUGUUUCCCCCACGGGCAGUGGGUGUGCAACAUCCGGAAACUGAGAGGAGGGGGCAGGAGGCCUAUCGUGUACAGACCUUUUCCAUCUCGUUUCCCUCUUCUCCCUCCCCUUUCUCCCUUCCUUGCAGUGUGGGCAGUGCAGGGGAAACCUCCUUCGAGCAGGCUGUGAGGGAGCGGCUGCGCACCAAGGCGUUCACCUUCGACCCGUUUCUGGACGACCAGCAGGCAGCAGCGCUGCGAGCCAAGCACCUGCUGCGGUACAUCCCCAUCGGCCUUGGUGCGGGCAAGCAGCUCUCUGCUUUACGGCGGGGGGCGCCGGGGAAGCGGUUUGCCACGCUGGCCCAGCUGAUGGGGAAGCUCAACCACUCGCAUAUUGACGUUCUCAAGAUUGACUGUGAGCGCUGUGAGGAGCGGCUCAUGGAGGAUCUGCUCAACACGUUUGGCAAGGAGAAUCCACCAGCAGAGCAAAUCUUAGUGGAGAUUCACCAGAUUCGCCACGUGGCCAGGACCACGCAAGUCCUCUUCCCAUUGGAGGACAUGGGUUACCGCCUCUUCAAUGCAGAGGCCAACCCACGCUCUUACCUGUCAUAG
Molecule: messenger RNA, 1812 nt
Organism: Closterium sp. NIES-65
Lineage: Eukaryota; Viridiplantae; Streptophyta; Zygnematophyceae; Desmidiales; Closteriaceae
Source: the annotation of a GenBank genome assembly